Pecten maximus is the source of this 1902-nucleotide messenger RNA. RefSeq names its product trihelix transcription factor GT-1-like. Lineage: Eukaryota; Metazoa; Mollusca; Bivalvia; Pectinida; Pectinidae. The transcript has 4 exons. The record is from RefSeq and is a predicted model, not a curated record. The coding region runs from base 734 to 1228 and encodes 164 amino acids.
UCCGUCCAUUAACUUUUCCUUGUAAGCGCUCUCUUACCUUUAUUCAUAAAAUGAUUUUAAUGAAACUUGCUACAAAUAUUCCAUACCAAAGUACUUUGAACAAGUUCACAUUACAGAAUUUUGCGAUUAAUCCUAGCAGAGUUAUGCUCCUUUUAUUGCCAAAUAUGGGCAUUGUGUUCUAAUCAUUUUUGUCUGGGCCAUUACUUCUAAAUUGUUUAAGAUAUAUCAUGAAGAAACUUGCAGUAUACUUGCAUCACCUAAAGCUGAUGUGAAGUGUACUGCUGUUAUGUCACUGUGACCUUGACUUUGAGGUCAAGGAUCAAGUAAGUGUGAAUUUUCCAUUAAAGAUAUAUAUAUAUAUAUAUAUACUGGUGAAACUUGUAGUAUACCUGCAUCACCCAUAGACGAUGUGCAGUGCAAUGUAAUUAGGUCAUUGUGACCUUCACCCAAAGGUUGGAGGUCAAAAAUGUCUGAUUGUUUCAAAAGUUCAAAAGUGUACACCAGGGUGAUGCCCAUGGUCCUUCACUGUGUCUAAUUAUAUACAUGUAACAAUCUCGGAUCAAAAGUCAAGCUCAUAUACUCAAUGAGCGAGUUCAUGUGAAGCUCUCGAGUUAACUCGAGAGACUCAGGUUUCAACAAAACGCAGUCAGUUUUAACUCGAGUGACGUAAUUUGACCUUUGAACUCUACCCGUGCCUAACCCAGCCUCGACCCAGGGUUCCUCGAGUUUCAAGAUGGCGGAAAAUAUAGACGAAGACCCGCUGGUCCAAAUUGAAUUUGACCAUGAAGGUCAACAAAUAAAAACCAUUGUCCCUCGAAGCUUUGCGAAUGAGAUCCACCAAUGUUACAAGACCGAUCCAGAAAAGCACAAGUUUUAUCUAAAUCAGAUAGCACACCAGGCCAAGUGUGAGCGAUCAUUGGAUCGCCAUAUUAACAGUAUCCAGCCUAAGGAAACCGGUCAAACCGCUAGUCAAACCUCCAGUCAAACUGCCAGUCAAACCUCCAUGAAAGAAAAUACAUCAAAUAUUCAUGUUUGGACAGAAAAGGAAGAGAAAUGUCUGAUUGAUGUUCGCUUAGACAAGGAAACAGCAUUCAAUGGCUCUAAAAGCCAUGACACCCUAUGGAAUGAGAUAACCACCCAAAUGAAGAAGAAUGGAAUAAACGUAACAAAGAUUCAAAUAAUGAACAAAUGGAAAAACUUGAAAAAAAAAAUACAAAGAAAUUCUUGAUUCAAAUAGUAAAACUGGAAAUUCUCCGGCAAGUUGGAAGUAUUUUGAAGUAUUCAAUCAAGCUUACGGCAACAAAGCCUCAACACAACCAGUCAUAUUAAUCGAUUCAAGUAAGGAAACACCAUUUGUUAUGAAAAAAGCUGCCAAUUCAAAUUUGUGUGAUAUUUCCCCAGGAAGCUCAUCAUGUAGUUCAGUUAAGAGUACAAGCUCUAAUUCAAGUGUCAACAAGAAGAGAAAAUCCGGUCAAGAUAUUGCGGGGAUAGAGGAGAUGAUGUCGAAACAUCACAGAGAAAAAAUGAGGAGGAUGGACAAAAUUUUGAAUAUCUUUCAAAUGUUGGCAGGCCAAAGUACAAAUGAAGAGGAUGAUAGUGAUUAGACUGUAAUAACUGCAAUAGAUAUGCUUCGUUGUUUAGAUAUGGACUACAUACCAUAUCAUUCAUAUGUAGAUUAAGGUUAAACGUGAUCUAAUGUACAUGUGCCAAUAACUUUCAUUUUUAAAAUGCAAGAUAUGCAUUUAAUAAUGGUUGAUUAAUUUUGCAAUUUUUUUGCUUAAUAUUUUAUGAGUAGUUACAAAUGUGACUGUUCUAACAAAUAUGGACUACAUUCCAAAGUGUUCACAUUAUUAAUGUACUUGUGAGAUAUAUUGAAUCAUGUGCCAAAUACUUUAAUUUUCA